AUGUCAUUAUUUCAUUGCAAACUUGAAAAAUAUAAUUUUAAUCUGAUUCUACUGUUUAAUAUUGCCUUUCACUGGUAUGUUGCUUUAAGAGCACCCAUCCCCCUUUCCUGUUUGAGCCACUGUGUCCUGUCAGUCAUUCUGAAAUACACUAGGGUACUUGUCAGGCUGUUUGCUUACAAAUGCAUCAUAAGCCAAAUUGUGAGCCAUGAUAGUGGCACUGAAUUUCUAAAUACAAGAAAUUGCUUAGACAGUUGGUUUAGUAUCUGUGUAUGGGCAAUACUCUGUCCUGCAGUAGGUGACAUGUCAGCUGAAACACCAAUCACACUGAGUAUCAAUCCUCAGGAUCUGCGGGUCCAGACAUUCACUGUAGAGAAGCUACUGGAGCCUCUCAUAAUCCAGGUUACUACACUUGUAAAUUGUCCCCAGAAUCCUUCUAACAGGAAAAAAGGACGUUCAAAAAGAGCCAGAGUCCUUUUAGCUUCUGUGGAGGAAGCAACUUGGAAUUUAUUAGACAAGGGAGAGAAGAUUGCUCAGGAAGCCACAGUUUUAAAGGAAGAACUUACUGGGGCACUUGAGGAAGUUCGCAAAGAAAGUGAAGCUCUGAAAGUAUCAGCUGAGAGAUUUGCAGAUGACCCCUGUUAUCUCCCGAAAAGGGAAGCUGUGGUUCAGGCUGCCCGUGCCUUGUUGGCUGCAGUUACCAGACUCCUUGUCCUCGCAGAUAUGAUUGAUGUCAUGUGUCUCUUGCAGCACUUGUCAGCUUUUCAGAGGACGUUUGAGUCUCUUAAAAAUGUUUCCAGCAAAUCUGAUCUCCAGAAAACCUACCAGAAGCUUGGGAAGGAGCUUGAAAAUCUGGACUAUUUAGCCUUCAAACGUCAGCAGGACCUAAAAUCUCCAAAUCAGAGGGAUGAAAUUGCAGGUGCCCGGGCCUCAUUGAAGGAGAACUCCCCCAUACUGCAUUCAAUUUGUUCAGCUUGUUUGGAACAUUCUGAUGUUGCAUCCCUUAAAGCUAGCAAGGACACAGUUUGUGGAGAAAUUCAGAAUGCCCUCAAUGUAAUUUCAAAUGCUUCACAGGGCAUCCAGAACAUGUUAGCCUCACCAGAGCCUCAAUCAGCAACCCUGGGAAGUGCCCUUGAUGAGCUUGAGAGUUUAAUUGUCUUGGAUCCACUCACAGUGACUGAGGAGGAAAUAAGACCGUCCCUAGAGAAACGCCUUGAAGCCAUAAUCAGUGGGGCUGCUCUGUUGGCCGACUCUUCCUGCACAAGAGAUUUCCAUCGGGAGCGGAUCAUUGCAGAAUGCAACGCCAUUCGCCAGGCUCUCCAGGACCUGCUUUCAGAGUACAUGAGCAAUAAAAAGUGGAAGAUAUGGAUCUAUAUCCUAUUGGGCAACAGUCUGCUGGAGUGGGUGGUUGCCCCUUUUAGAUGA
This is a messenger RNA of Rangifer tarandus platyrhynchus (Svalbard reindeer), 1422 nucleotides long. The record is from the annotation of a GenBank genome assembly. NCBI's taxonomy places the organism in Eukaryota, Metazoa, Chordata, Mammalia, Artiodactyla, Cervidae.